AGACUGAAGCGUACAUCUACCAUGUCAAAAAAACCAACCUAUCCUUUGCCACAUUUAGAAUGCCUGUGUGUUAUCUGUCGGGAGAUUUUGCUGGAGCCGGUGACGCUGCCAUGCCAUCAUACUUUGUGCCGUCCCUGUUUCCAGAUGACUGUGGAGAAAGCCAGUCUUUGCUGCCCUUUUUGUAGGCUGCGAGUUUCCUCCUGGGCUCGUUACAAUGCCCGAUCAGGAACACUAGUCAACAAGGAACUUUGGGAGAUUAUCCAGCGCCAGUAUCCAGAGGAGUGCAGGCGUCGUGCUUGUGGACUGGACACUGGAGAAGAAUUUGAAGAUGGCUUUACACCUUAUCCAGCUCCACAACUGUGCAAACCAGGGGAAAUCAGAAAAGAAUAUGAAGCUGAAAUAACAAAGAUUGAAGCUGAUCGGCUUAGGAGAGAAGAGGACGAGCGGAGGGCAAGUGAGGAAUACAUUCAGAAGCUGUUGGCGGAGGAGGAGGCAGAGCAGCGAUUGUCUCUUGAACGCUCACAAAGGGAACUGGAAGAACAGAUGAAGAAAGAUGAGGAGCUGGCUUGGAUGCUCAACAGUGAUCUGGACCUGGACUCUGCUGCCCCUGUGGUGGAGUCGCCUGUAAUCCACAAGAAGACAGUCGGUACAAAGUCCUCUAAAACUGUGAAAAGCAAUCGAACGCAGUCUGGAGACAUUGAGAGGUUUCUGUCGCCUAAAUCCGUAAAUUUUGGUGAUACUGCAGGGCCUAGUUUUGUCCGAAAUGGGGAGCUUCAGUCAUCUUUUAAUCGUAGUCCUAUGGAAGGAUCAGAUGCAGAACCUAUGGAAGGAUCAGAUGCUGAACUUCAACUACCUGGUCUGACUAAAUUUUCUCCUACCAGAAGUGCAUUACAGGCACGAUCACCCACAAACAAAGAUUUCGGACAAACUGGAACUCAUAAGCCUCAGAUUACCAUAACUACUGCAGAGUUCUCUCCUCCCAGAUGUUCUAGCUCUCUGGACCAUUCAAGCAAAUGGCAAAGCCCACAAUGCCUUGAUAUGCCUGAACAGUGGCAUACAGUAACACCUAAAAGAACUCUUGAUCUCUUUGAGGACACAGAGGACCAUCCAAGUGAAAAGAGGCCUUGCCUGGAGAACGGCACAGCUCCUGGAUGUCACACAGAGAAGUUAAUGGAACUGGAAGAGACUCUUCAUGGGAAAAAGAUGCAGGAGGAGGAGGACCGGCUUCUGGCUCUAAAGCUACAAAAGCUGUUAGACAAAGAGGUGAAACAAGUCAGCAGACAGAAGGGUUCCCCAGAUGCGUAUACACUGCGCCCUAAAAGAUCCGCUCCACAGCAGGAGCCAUUAGAGUCUACACCAUUGAAAAGGACCGCUUCGAGGGACAGUACAGGAAAAAACAGUUCUGAACAUGGGGAAUCCUCUGAUGAAAAUAAAAAACCUGCCUCAAAAAAGUGCAUUCAGUUCCCUCCAGGAGGAGGUAGACGUACAAGGAAAACUUCUGAACAGCCCUCAUCACCUAAUGGGGUAAAAAUCCUGAAGCCAAGUAACAAACAGCAAACUAUACUUGACAUGUUUCAAAAAUCUACAAGAAAGUAACUUAAAUAAAACCAGCAUGUUUGGUGGAGG
Messenger RNA from Nanorana parkeri, 1626 nucleotides. It is a transcript of the gene RNF168, whose product is annotated as ring finger protein 168. The transcript is spliced from 9 exons. Bases 22 to 1596 code for a protein of 524 amino acids. Gene Ontology annotation, biological process: double-strand break repair; protein ubiquitination. NCBI's taxonomy places the organism in Eukaryota, Metazoa, Chordata, Amphibia, Anura, Dicroglossidae. Gene Ontology annotation, molecular function: metal ion binding; nucleosome binding; ubiquitin-protein transferase activity. Gene Ontology annotation, cellular component: nucleus; site of double-strand break. The record is from RefSeq and is a predicted model, not a curated record.